Molecule: messenger RNA, 1789 nt
Organism: Sabethes cyaneus
Lineage: Eukaryota; Metazoa; Arthropoda; Insecta; Diptera; Culicidae
Gene: eIF2D
Product: eukaryotic translation initiation factor 2D
Exons: 2
Coding region: 44-1753 (569 amino acids)
Biological process (GO): translational initiation; formation of translation preinitiation complex
Molecular function (GO): translation initiation factor activity; RNA binding
Source: RefSeq, a predicted model, not a curated record
ACCUUCAGUUAGCAAACAAUAGUAAAUUAUACACCUUUUCGCAAUGUUCAUAAGACCUUUUAAAAUAAAAAGUAACAUCCUUAUGACCGGAUCGGAAAGAAAGCGUCUUAAACUACGCGUUCAAACACAAUUUAAUGCACCGGAUUUAUCAUCGCUGGCGGAACUGUUUGGCAACAAGUGCAAGGUGUGUGUGGUCAAACUAGUGACUUACAAUGAGACUCCGGUCGCUGUUUAUACGAGUGAUAAACGGCCGGUAUUCUUCGAACUAGAGGAGAAACUUUUUCCGACGGUAUACACCCUAUGGAAUUGUGCUGACAUUGUUCCUUAUUUUACUACCCAUCCGGCAGUUUUGCCGAAGUUGGCCAACGGUGCCGAUCUCAUGAUACCGGGUGUAGUUCGUCAUGGAAGUGACUUGCGUUCAUGGGGCAACUACCGCAAGGACGACGUGGUUGCUGUGAAUUUGACCUCUAAUCGGGCCGCGGUCGGAGUGGGACUCCUAGCCCACUCAAGUGACGAUCUGUACAUGUGCGGUGGUCAUGGUGUUUGCGUUCGAAUGCUGCACGUGUUUGGCGAUAAACUCUGGGGAAUGGAGCCAUCGGUGUGCGCACAAGUACCGCUGCAGGGUGCCACACAGAGCAUUCCCAAAGCGGAAGACUUUCCGCCGUUGGGUGCACCGGAGGAAUCGAGCCAGAAGAGAGAAAUCUCCGAUUUAGUGGCUGAGCUGCAGGAUGCUACCAUUGGUGAUCAUCAAGAAGAAGAGGUUACUGUGGUUGAGCCAGAACAGGAGAUCCCACUGAAUCCGGACGAUCUUAUUAAAGCAGCAUUUUUGAAUGCUCUUAAAUUGCAUGGAAAAAAAAUCCCUUUGCCUAUACUAACCAGCACGUUCUAUCCUCAAUACGUUCAACCGGAAAUUCCCGAAGGUAUUGAAAUAAAGCGCAGCUCUUUCAAAAAAGUUGGUACCUUUUUAAAACAAAUGGCAGACGAUGGGCUGAUACAAAUUAAAGAAGAAAAAAAGGGCGUUGAAAAAAUUACUGCAAUUAGUUUAGACCACACCGAUAUUUUGUCGUUUAGACCCUACAAAUCUCUGAAAGUUAACGAAACCGAUGGUAACGCUGUGGCAGAUCAAGUCGCUUCCACUCCACUGUUGUUGACGAAGAUGGUGGAAAUGUACGCUGUUAACGAGUUAACCGAGAAGCUAUUUGUAUGUCUAGGAAUUCCGGUAGGUCGUGCUUUAGACGAGACGCAAGUGCGGAAUCAUAUAAAGGAUUAUGUUGGAAGACACAAACUUAUGAAUCAAACUAGUAAAUUAGUGGCAUUGGAUGAAACCCUUAUGCAGCUCUGCGGUUCAGAACCGUCCGACAUAAGUUUAGCCCGUUUGACUGACAUUGUUUUGCGACAAAUGACCAGCACUUUUGAAAUGCGCAGCCAAAAAGGUCCCGUGCAGAAGGGAGGCAAGCGAUCGAUAAUCCAUCUAACGACCGCCACCAGAUCCGGCAACAAGAAGGUAACACUGGUCAGUAAUCUCGAGGACUACGGAGUGAACCUAGCGGAGUUUGCAAAGGCGGUCAAAAUUGGUGCGGCCGCCAGUACCAGCAUGACGGAAGUUCCCGGCACCAAGGGGGAACAACUUUUGGUGCAAGGCAAUCACGUUAAGUUCGUGUACGACUUACUAACCGGAGCCUAUCAGAUUCCAAAAGCUUGCAUUACCGGACUGGAAAACGCUAAGGAGCAGAAAAAGAAGAAGAAAAAGUAAAGUGGUUAUCAAAACAUCUGACGAAAAAAAAUAUAU